Molecule: messenger RNA, 381 nt
Organism: Pediculus humanus corporis (human body louse)
Lineage: Eukaryota; Metazoa; Arthropoda; Insecta; Psocodea; Pediculidae
Exons: 2
Coding region: 1-381 (126 amino acids)
Source: RefSeq, a predicted model, not a curated record
AUGGAUAAAGAAGAGGUAGUAACAAUAAUUCGAUCAAUAAUAAGUUCAAGUCAAGCUCCUUUAAAAAUUUCACAAAUUAAUAAUGAUUUUAAGAAACAUACGGGAAUUAGCAUACCUUUUUUUGAGUUUAAAAACUUAGUUGAAUUUUUUCAAUCUAUACCAGAAACUGUAAAGUUGACAGGGAAUCCUACCGAUUAUUACGUUGGACUCGUAAUUAGCAAAAAAUCAGCUCAUAUUGUUUCACUUGUCGAAAAGCAGAAAAAAAAUAGGAAAACAACCAAAUUUGAUUCUUUUAAGUAUGUUAAACCUUGUUCUUUAACCUCAAGGAAAUUUGAAAAUAGGUAUGUAGGUAUUAUUGUAAUAACAAAAUUUAUUCGGUAA